Molecule: messenger RNA, 5996 nt
Organism: Mugil cephalus (flathead mullet)
Lineage: Eukaryota; Metazoa; Chordata; Actinopteri; Mugiliformes; Mugilidae
Product: RNA polymerase II elongation factor ELL
Exons: 12
Coding region: 23-1822 (599 amino acids)
Biological process (GO): transcription elongation by RNA polymerase II; positive regulation of transcription elongation by RNA polymerase II; snRNA transcription by RNA polymerase II
Cellular component (GO): transcription elongation factor complex
Molecular function (GO): cis-regulatory region sequence-specific DNA binding
Source: RefSeq, a predicted model, not a curated record
CCAGCAGCCUUCAGUUGUAGAAAUGGCAGCGCUGAGACAGGAGCAUCGGUAUGGACUCUCCUGUGGCAAAAUCAACAAAAACACCCCGAACCAAACUCUUUAUCACGUCAAACUCACUGACACUGCCAUACGGACCCUGGAAGCAUAUCAGAACCUGAAGGCAUCCCUAUCAAAUCAGCCAGCGAUCUGCUUCAAGGGGAGCCAGGGGUACGUGAAGAUCCCAGCGCCGACGCCCGAGUCUCCGGAUGGAUUCAGAGUCUUCUCUUUUUACCUAUCCAGUGACAGCAAAGACAAACCGCAGUCCAGCUUCGACUGCAUUCACCAGUAUGUCUCGGGGGAGGGCAGGGAUCACCUGGAGGGCCAGGGCAGCAUUCAGGACAAAAUCACAGUUUGUGCCACAGACGACUCCUAUCAAACGACCAGGGAGCGCAUGUCUCAGGUGGAGAAGGACAUCUGGAGCCGCUCAGCAAUUGAGAUCAAGCCAGGGCCAAACAAGUGUGUGAAGGUUCAGAGGAAGCCGGGUCUGGUAUCUCUGUCUGGUGACUCAGAUAGCAGCAACAAGCACUCCCCCAGCAACAAGAAGAGCCUGGUUCCCAGCCCAGUGGCCCACCGGCCCUUGAGGGAUCGAAUCAUUCAUCUCCUAGCCUUAAAGCCCUACAGGAAACCUGAGCUGCUACUGUGGCUGGAGAGGGAGCGGGCCACUCCAAAAGACAAGGCCGACCUGACCUCAGUACUGGAUGAGGUUGGUAAACUGAACCCAAAAGACCACAGCUACUCUCUGAAAGAUGAGCUCUACAGACAAGUCCAGAGAGACUGGCCUGGAUACCUAGAGGAGGAGAAGCAACUCAUCCACAGGCUCCUGAUCAGGAAACUUCAGCCACUCCACAGUAGCCAGUUGAAGAGUCCCCAGUCCAACCAUUCAUUCCACAAAACCCCGGGGGACUCUCCCUCGCAACUAAGUCCUGCCAAGAGUCUCUCUGUGAAACGCCCAUUGGCCUUGGACCCAUCCAACAUUCAAACUCCCAAAAAACAAAGGCUAUUAGACCACUGUCUGCCUCUGCAGUCGCCCUCUCACACAGACUAUGGCACCAACGGGGGUCGUAGCUCCUCUAGUCACGUACACACUAAACUGGACUUCGACAAAACCAACAAUCAUCUUCAGGGGAGCCCAAAUGGUCUGCACUCGCCACAUAAACUCAGCGGGCCAUUUACUGUUCCCAAACUGGAGAGGACAGAACCAGCCCGCACUGCACCGAGCACCAAGCCCCCACAUAACGACAGCUCCAUUUGCACUGAGCCGCAGCUCACCAAUGGCCAGCAUAAAAAGAAAAGGUCCAAAAAACACAAAGACAAGGAACGAGAGCGCUUAAAACCAGACUGGAUAGAGACCAGUCCGGACUUGAAGCAGAAUCAGGAUAAUCUCAAAGGCCACGAGGGAGAGAAAACACCUGUUAAUCGAACCACAGCGGAGGAACUGCCAGACUAUUUAAUAAAAUACGGCCCAAUAACGGCAGUGGAGCAGCGUCAACAGUAUAAUGACGACUUCUGUGCUGAGUACGAUGAAUACAGAGCUCUUCAUGACCGCAUUGGGGCUAUCACAGAGAUGUUUGUUCAGUUGGGCUCAAAGAUCAACACCCUCUCGCCGGGAACACAAGAGUACAAGCUUAUGGAAGACCAAAUACUACAGAAGUAUCGAAAGUAUAAGAAAAAGUUUCCUGGUUAUCGGGAAGAGAAGAAGCGAUGCGAGUAUCUGCACAAGAAACUGUCGCAUAUCAAAGUCCUGAUCACAGAUUACGACAGAGCACAGGAGCUCUCCAGGUAACCUGGCCUCUACCCUCUGCAAGGGUGCGAAACAACUGGACCAAAAGACUCGUAAUGGACCCAAAGACUGCCCAGCUGGGUCCCCAAGUCGCUGAGACACUAUUCACUUUACUCCUCAGAGUGUUAAUGGAAUUGAGGAGCGAGGUUCUUAUUCAGAAGUGGGCUGAGACCACCGACUCGUGAUCAAAUGUUACCCUUUAACGCUACGGUUUUCAGCUCCGAUUGUCGCUGUAAAGGCUGGAUUCUGUUCUGCUGUAAAACGGUCAGACGACACAGUGAAAGCCAACAGAUGUGAUGCCUCAUGCCUGAUUGCAUUAUAUCAUUUAUCUUGUCAGAACUAAAAAAGUGUUGAUCUUUAAGUAUUAAAGUGAUCGUACAAUCAAUCAUGGGGUAAACAAAUGCUACUAAAGUCUUUAUAUUUAAAUACAGGGGAAAUUGUUUAUUUGCUUCUUGCUGAUAGAAAGUCGAAUUAUGACGUAACACAUUCAAACAAAUCAGUUAGUUGUCGCUCACAAGACGAUCGACAUGAACAGUGCAUCUAACUAAAGGCCGACAAAUUCAGUUAGUUAAUAUUUUGUCUCAGCAAGACAAAAUCUACCUUACAUGCAAAACGUAUAUUUGUGUAGGAAUAAGACAAAUCCUUUUCAAGCGUAAUAUGCCGAGUGAUUUCAAAACGUGCAACAAUAGAGGGUAUGCAUUGACGUCACUGCCGCCUUGGGCCACGCCCCCUUGAGUGGCAAAAAACACCUUGAAAUGUAUCAGUAAAUACAGCGAGACCAGGAAAAUGUGGAUUAUCAGAUGAAAUUAAGGACAACUGGACUCGACAAUGAUCAAAACGAACUAGUAUGGAUUUAGAAACGUGGGUUAGCCUCAGUUUCCGUUAGUUUAAAGUAAUUACAUUAUGAUAAAUGUAGCUAAUGCUAAGAUGCUAAUGCUAAAAGAUUUAGCAAGAAGUAACGUUAGGCAUGCAAUACUGUAGCGUUGCAUCGGACGUUAAAAGGACGAUGACGAGUGAUCGCAAAUAUUAUUGUAUUGUUACUUAUUGUUGGAACUUGAAUAGUUUCUGUUGGCUGUAACUACACCAAAACAGCAACAUCGACAAACUUCCUCCAAGUAUGACAGUAUAAAUUAAUAUUACCUGACACGAAACGUGAACCACAACAUCAGGUUUCUGUGCCCAUUUACUUUUCUUUCAAAAGCAGCCGUAGAUAAAUUUUAACAGCUGUCCCCGACUGCUUUUUGAAAUCUGUCGGUACAGUCAAUCGCACAACAGCUCUUCGCCUUCUUUUUAAAAUUAAUUUUACAAUUUAGACGCUUUUAAAGCUUAUGGUUCAAACUUACGCUGCUCUUCUGUCUACGUUCAACUGUCACUUUUUUGCCACCCAGUGGCCGUAACCAUGGUUACUUCGCUUGCUGUGACGUCACGUGCAUACCCUAUUUGUCUUCACUCGAGACAUCACGGUUAGGACCGAGCUUCUUUGGACUUGUAUCAUGUAGCCUUCUGCUAACGUCCUGUUUCAUUUCCAAGAAAUGACGGGACUGCCACAAAACGACUCCUCGCAGUACUGUAACAACGGUCUCAGUAUAGUGCUCGUUGCACAACUAGUGUCAACUUCACCCACAUGUAGCCUACACUACCAUAAACUGCCUUUUCUACUACGGAAUGGAAAAUCAUAAUCGACCCUCAAAAAUCUCUCGAGUCUCGUGAUUACUGAUGGGUUGUUUUUUGUUUUUGUUUUUGUUUGUUUUUUUCACUUUCCAUGCAGUUUUAAACGUGUACAGGGUAUUUAUCUUGGUAAUCAACACAUUUCUAUUUCCUAUGUUUUUGUUUCUGUUCUCGGUCUCGAUGAUGUUAAAUGUAGGUUUUUUGGUGGAACAACAAUAAUUCGCAUCAGUGAGUUUUACAUUUAAAUGUCAAUCUGCUGAAUGUGAACAGAGAUGCCUUUGCCGGACUGGGUCGUUCUCGAGCAGGAUGGCACUAUGCGUUUGCUCUUUGAGUGAAGACCACUUUGGUUCAGUUGGCUGUAAGGAGAAGGAUGAACUCUAGAGGCUGCUAGCGAGGCUCAUUCCACACUUUCUUGAAUUGCUUGUACUGAGUCAGGUGCAUCUGAUUACCUGAACUUUUUUUUUUAUCAUUAUUAUUAUUUCACCUUAAUUUAGCUGUGGCCUAAAGUAGAAAUUAGGGAUCAGAUUUCACUGUUCUUUGGACAUUUCCACCAAUGUAGCUGUACUCACAACUGUUGUCUUAAUGAUAGCUUAACAUAGGAGAAUUAAGCUAAUAUUUGCCUUUACACGCCCCCAUUCGUCAGACAUUUCCACGUUUCUAGCACCUGAAAUCUCCUUGGCUUAACCUGCACAGUUCAAAGUGUUCUCUGAUUCUCUCUGUCGUUUAGUUCAGUUACUGGGUAGUUAUGUUGUCUAGUGUGUGUUGUUCUUGUUCGUGUUUUUUUUUUUGUUUGUUGUUGUUGUUUUUUCCAUGUACAUCUCAAAUCUGUUUCAGUUUCAGCUUGUCUCGGUAUCUGUCAGAUAAUCAAUAAGUGUACAUAAAUUUAAUAUGCUGUGCAAUCCAGUCUGGUGCCACUAUCUAGAGAAAGACACUCUGCAGAAAUCUGUACAAAACGUGGACACUUGGCUAAUCUUGAUUUCUCUGUGCAAACACAAAAGUGAGUUUAUGGUCACAUAUGUAGCACCUCUCUUCCAAACUAAUUAACGCAUUUUUUAUUUAAUUUUUUUCCAUCCAAUACUCAUUUCUAAUGAUAAGUUUGAAGGAUUUGAGACAGUUGCUCCGUCGUGGCACAUAUGAGAGUUUCCAAGUAAGGAAUAUUUAUCACCACGGAGAACUGGAAAAAAUGAUAAUUGUGAGCCCGGGAAGCAUUUGCCAGCUUUAAGCAUUGAAUUUAACCAAAGCUAAAAAAGGCUGUACUCUCAAAGCUCUGGUACAUCUGCAGACUUUAUUAUUCUUCCUGGUUGGUUAUCUUCUCAGGACCAGACCUCUUUGGAUUCAAUUGUCUGGUGAAAACGUUCUGUAAACACACACACGACGAGAAUGACUGACAGCACCCUAGUUAUUAGCUCUGGUACUGGGUAGAAACCCUGCGUGGUUUAAACGUGUACGGCCUGCUCGGAUAUACAAAUUAAAUCCUUUUGCAUUUUGCAUAAUUUGUUUUAAUUCAAAGCAGAAAGGUACAGAAACAUUUCCUUAUUAUUAAUGAGGGCAGGAUGAACACGUUUAGACGAUGAGAUGCUGAAAGAAGAAGUACUUCAAGUUAAGGGCUUCCCAAUUCCCACUAACGUAAUGAUGAUUUAUUGUGUGAUUUGAUCAAGUGAAGUGUAUCGUGGAUGACACUCCCUGGGUAAAAUGUUGCUGUAUGAUGAAGAUUAAUUGUGGUCCUUGUGUAAACUUGUGUUUGGGGAGCGGUGCCCACGACGAAAAAGGGUUUUCAAGUUCCAUCCGUCACGUGUUGUUUCGUUUUGUUUGUGAAACUGUUGCAGGAGCCAACUCCUGAAUGUGCCUUUUUCAUUCAGAAAACAGAGUAAUUCUGCACGUAUUAACUAUCAGUGGUGUUUUGGAAAAAUUAAACUUGGGCCAGCAGUAUUUCCACGUCUGUAGUUUAACACUGUUGCCACUUUUCAACGUGCUUUGUUCAAUAUUUUUUAAUUAUCUCAGAUGCCUUGAAGAAUGCAUCAGCUCUUUUGGCAAAGCCGUGUAUUUUAUUUUAGUUUCCAGCUAUGGAAAUGUUGCCCUCCAGACGUAACAGCCAAAACUAAUUCAAAGCCACUUAAUAUUUGCUUAGAUUUGUGUUUGAAGUUUCAAGUUUCAGAUGGUUGGUACUGGAAAAGAAGAAAAACAAAAAAAAAAACGUCUCAAUCUCAAUGUGAAGUCAAACCUCUUGUCUGCUAUAAAUCACUACAUUCGAUCUACUUAGGAGAACAAAUUUCUUUAUUUAUUGCUUUACGUGUUUGUUCUUUUAUUGGAUUCAUCUUUUGUUCAUUCUUGUCACAGCAAAACUCAAAGUAUGGUGAAAGGGAAAUGGAAUAUAUUUUUGCAAUCUUUGAUGGUGGUCGCUUUAUCACAUCAUCCUCUCUAGAAAAGUUUUCGAGAAUAAAAAAAACAAACAAAAAAAAGUGUAUUGUUGUCUCAGUGAAAUUGAAAAAUAAAGCUCUUUUCAACUCAA